Molecule: messenger RNA, 4638 nt
Organism: Microplitis demolitor
Lineage: Eukaryota; Metazoa; Arthropoda; Insecta; Hymenoptera; Braconidae
Gene: Mkp3
Product: dual specificity protein phosphatase Mpk3
Exons: 4
Coding region: 1563-2759 (398 amino acids)
Biological process (GO): protein dephosphorylation; negative regulation of MAPK cascade
Cellular component (GO): cytosol; cytoplasm
Molecular function (GO): MAP kinase tyrosine/serine/threonine phosphatase activity; protein tyrosine/threonine phosphatase activity
Source: RefSeq, a predicted model, not a curated record
CUCGACGGAAGGACGCUCGCGGUAAGGUGUGGCUGCGCUCAAGCUGAGGCUGAGGUUCUCUCGAUCGCGGGUACCACGGGGUUUUGCUUUGAGUGCUCGGCGGGUAAGCGGACGAGGAAGAACGAGAACGAGAACGAGAACGAUAGAUAGCAAGCAAACGGUCUAUGUGCGAUAAAUUUUUUUUUUACAUAAAAAGAGACAUUGCCGUUUUAAAAGACAUUUAAUUAUCAUCCACAUCCACUAUCAUCACAUCGCUUCUGUAUCGUCAGAACUCGUAUCGGUUGUGUUCGUUUUCGUUAGUUUUGUUCGUCGUUCCUUAGUUUCUCGGUUGAUCUCCACUGUACUGUUACUCUGUUGAUCACUCCGCUCGUUAUGUUUAUGAAGAUCUACACACAUGACAUAUACAUAUAUUGUUGCCAUUACUGUUACUAUUAUUUUUAAGUAAUAAUAAUAAUAAUAAUUAUAAUAAUAAUAAUAAUAAUAAUAACUACGACGAUAAUUGUGUGAUAACGUUGCGGUAGACAGUGAAAUAUUUAACAGUGAGUUGACGACAUUUAUUGUAUCAAGUGUAAAACUACUCUUACUAAAUAUUUAAAUUAUUUAUUUAUGUAAGUACUUUAUUUGAUUACAGACUUUAAGUUUAUUUGAGUGAUUAAUUUUGACAGAUAGUGUAAAAUAUUUUUAUGAAUUUUACAGCCGAUCAAAGUGGAUAUAAUUUAUUAUAAAACAAAAAAAAAAAAAAAAAAUUACUGAGUGACAGGAAGUUGAAUAAUCGAGAAGACGGAUUUUAAAAAUUAAUAUUAAACAGAGGGAGUAAGAGAGCAGUGAUUCCGGCGUACGCGCAGCAUCCCCGUGAGAUCAGAGCACGAGUACUUGGAACUGUACCGGAAAAAAGGUAUCCAGGUACAGCAGGGAUGGAGACGAUGCUCGGUCACGGUUUGUUAGAUAAACUUAAGAUAAAACGUCUUGUCACGGUUUAAAGUGACGUAGGGAUGACUCGGUACACCAAAGAGACCGGUUAAUGUGUAUAUAUAUAAAUAUAUAUUUAUAAGUAUAUUUUAUAUACGUGAGUAGAUAUUUUUUUUUGUGUAGGUACUGAUUUAUGUAAAGUGGUGUCAUGGUGGCGACAUGUGUGCAUGUGUACAUUUAAGUUUAAGUAAACAACAUUCCAGUGGACCGGAAAUGAAUUUACAUCGGUAUUGCUGUUUAAAUUAACGGUGGGAUCGAUAAUCGUGAGGUGACGAGCAUCAAAAGACUGCAUAAGGCAACUGCUGUUGACUUUUUUUUUUACCCGGUUCAAAUUAGCACACAACGCUGCUGGUUUAUGUAAUAAUAAAACAUUUACGCUGGGUCAAGAGAUCAAAUGGAUGUAACGACGUUUGCUCUCGUGAUUUUUAUAUCAAAGUGCCAUUGAGACUGGAACUUUAUUAUUUAUUAUUUUAAAUGUAUGUCAGUACUGACAGCUAGAUCUUGUGCCAUAUUUGCUGGUGCUGCUGGUGAGAAUAAUAAAUUGAUAUUAAAGUUUGAGAUUAUAAACCUCAAUAGUAAUCGAGGAAUUGAAAAUGCCGGGCGAAGGAAUGGUUGAAGAGGAGGGAUUCGUUGGGCCUGAGUGGCUUUUCAGAGAACUCAGGUCACAAGGUGGACCCGACAGGCUUCUUAUUUUGGACUGCCGUGCACACUCAGACUUCUUGGAAGCUCACAUCAGGAACUCGGUACCAUUGGCCAUACCCAGCAUCAUGCUGAGAAGGUUAGCCGCGGGUAAAGUUGAUCUACUGGCUACCAUCAGGUGUCUUGAGCUGAGAAAUCGAGUCGAGGUUUUUUUGUAUGGCGACGACGACAGCAGAGGUACAUUUGUCCUGAUUGGCGAUUCGACAGACCCAGCUGGACACCAGGGAGAGACAAUACAGGUCUUGAGCCGGAGAUUGAAAAACUCGGGUGGUUAUGUUGCGACUCUUAUUGGCGGAUUUGGAACAUUCAGAGAUCGAUAUCCAGAGUGGUGCGAAGGUAGCCAAGCAAAUGCUGAAGGACAACCAGGCCAGGAGAACAAUGUAGGCGAGCUAAUGGGUCUUAGGACUUUACGAAUUUCUACACCGCCUACAAGAGCUUACUCGGACUCUGACAGUGAUAGCACCUGCGAUUCCGUUGGUCCAGAAGAAGACAAAGACUUUCCUGUUGAAAUUUUACCUCAUCUAUAUCUUGGUAAUGCGGCAAAUAGUGAAGACCACGACGCUUUAUCCCGUCAUAGAAUACAGUAUAUACUUAACGUAACUGCAGAUUUACCAAAUGUCUUUGAGGACGCGGGAUUUAUAAAAUACAUGCAGAUACCCAUCAAUGACCACCAUAGUCAAAAUUUAGCGAGUUUUUUUCCUCAGGCCAUUCAAUUUAUCGAGGAAGCGCGUAGCUCGGACAAAGGCGUCCUAGUUCAUUGCUUAGCUGGUGUAUCAAGAUCCGUUACGAUAACGAUUGCUUAUCUGAUGCACAAGUGUCAUCUGAGUCUCAAUGACGCAUUCAACCUUGUGAGAAAUAAAAAGACAAACGUGGCACCGAACUUCAAUUUUAUGGAACAGUUGUUUAGGUUUGAGAGCGAGUUGCGUGAUCGAGGUGAUCGUAAACGCAACAACCGUUGCAUUGGCGCUUGUCAACCUGGUGGACCAUGCAAUUGUCCUGCUCCGAGUUUUCUCAGUCCCGUUGACUUGGGGCCGAGUCCCGACUCGGGUAUUGAAUUUGACAAAUGGGCCGCGAGCACUCCAGCAGAAUGAGACGGGCCAGGGGGGACCCAAUACAAUUUUUAGGUCCCUCCUUAUUUUUUAUAAUUAUUUUUUCACUCAUUAGCUAGGAAAAGUUUUAAAAAACCUAGUAGUUAAAAAAAAAGAAGAAAUAAUAAUAAUAACGUAGAUAUUUAAAUUAUUUUGUUUAAAUUUACUGUGAAAUAGUUUUAUCUACGUUAUGAUUUUUUUUUUCUUGUUUUUUAAUGUCGUAUGACGCGACACUGAUAAAUAAAAUAUAAUGGUCACAACGAAUUAACGUCAGUGGUUGUGACUUUCUGGGAGAGAGGAGAUUUAACGACUGUUGAUGAUAUAUUGAUGAUGAUGUUGUUCGCUGGUCGAACGGGCCAGAUUAAAACAUUAAAAACUAUGAUAGAUAUCAAUAUAAUAUUUAUGAGAAAUAAUUUUUGAAUAAAAAUAUAAAUCUAAAUACUUAUCAGUUUAAUAAAAAAUACUAUCAAAGCAUUAAAAUUUUUGCUUAUUAUUAUUGUGGUGAUCUUUAGCCCGCUUAAUAUUUUAAAUCAUCAACUAUUCCGACGUAGGACUUUACAAUUUUAUCCCGCAGGCUAGGAAAUUGUAAAUUAUUAUUAAUAUUAUGUACAUCUUACCACAUUGUAUGUAAACAUUUAAACUAAUUGUCAAAUUAUAUAUGUACGUAUAUGUAUAUAUAUAUUACACUGUGUCAAAUAAAAUCAAAUUUUUUUUCGGUCCCACACGAAAAUGACGUUGGAGGCAACAUAAAAAAAUUGGGGGCGAGUUGGACCCUGCAAUUAAAUUACAAAGCGCGCGCUCGCUUAAAUCAGAGUUCCCAUUUAAAUAACAUGGGAAAUUUUUUUAACUUUGAAGGUUUAUACCUCGGAAAUGGAUUAAUUAAUUGAGACGAUCAUUACAUAUUUUUGUAGAGAAUCUAAUGCUCUACAAAAAAGGUCUCUAAUAAUUUUUUGAUAAAUCUAACCGUUGAAAAGUUACUUUUUUUUUUUACGAAAAUUUCAGUUCUUUUUUCACAUAAUUAAUUUGUAAAACCUGUAAAUUUUUAACGAUGAGAGUAAAAAAUUAUUAAAUAACAUAUUUUAAUUGUAAAAACAAUGAUCUACAAGAAAGGUCCUAAGACGUUUUGCUAUAAGACUGAUAGUUUUGAUAGAAAAGUAAAAAAAAAAAAAAAAAAACGAUAAUGUCACCAUAAAUUUGAAUUCAAACUUAAACAACUUUUGAACGGUUAAAUAUAUCAAAAAAUUGUAAGAGACCUUUUUUGUAGAUCAUUAAAUUCUCUACAAAAAUAUAUUAUGGUCUUUUCAAUUUAUUAAUCCGUUAACGAGCUAUAAAAGUUUAUUUAAGCGAGCGCGUGUUUUGUAAUUGAGCAGGAGAGUCCGACUUGAUAUCCAUUUUUUUUUUUGUUACAUUCAACGUAAUUUUCAUAUAAAACAAAAAAAUAUCGAUUUUAUUUGACACAGUCUAAUAUUUAUGUACAUAUAUUUUUUUUUAUUGUAACAAGCGGUUACGGUCACUCGCGGUUUUGUAUAGCUCUUAUAUCAAACACCCGAUGACUUAGGGAGAGAGUAGAUAUGACUGUUGACAUUCUACGUAAAAAAUAUUUAAAAAAAAAAACAUUUAAAUCUCAAGUUGUUAUAGAUAUCUACCGACACUUUACUAUAAUACUAAUAAUAGUAAUAAUAAUAAUAAUAAUAAUAAUAAUAAUAAUAAUAAUAAUAAUAAUAAUAAUAAUAAUAAUAGUAUAAAUACAUAUAAUAUAAUAUUAUUUUUAAAAUUUGUCUUGCACGAUUAGCUCGGUACAUUUGAAAGUAUUUUGUAAGAGAAAGAACUUAUGUAUAAUUUAUUUUUAUUUUAUAUUAUUUUUUUUUAUAUAAAGAAAAUU